AAAUGUGCUGAAUCAUGUGCUAUUUCCCACCUAAAUGAGUCAAGGUGGCCUUGUUCUUCGUUUCCUUCUUCCUAAUCGCUUGUGGAGCCGUUUCAAUAUGGUUCGCAGUUGAAGCUAAAAGUCUGUCAAUUUAUGGAAUCAUUGGAGCACUUGCCGGUUUCGACCUUCAGCAAAUUCUGUUCCUCGUCUUCCUUAUUUUAGGAUGCUUCCUGUUCUUUGUAUGUGUGUGUGGAGGCUGCAUUGCUCUCAAGAGAUAUUGCCUUGUGCAUUGCUGCUUUGCAUUCAUGGUUACUCUAUCAUUCGUAGUCUUCUUAGCAGCAGGAAUUGGACUCAUUGUUAUUACAUCAAUAGUUGCAGACGAGAUGGAGACAGCCUGUGAUUCUACAAGUGAGAAUUCAAUCUCAGAAUCUUUCAGAGAACUGUACACUAAUUCUGAUAGUUUUUACUGCGUCAGUUCGUCUAGUGGGUGUGAAUGCUAUGUUAACUCCACUCGUUUGAGUGGAACUGGAUAUACCAUGGUAAACUCAUCUUCAACUGUAACUAAAGUACAACAAUGUACUAGCUAUCUUGAGAGUGCAUACGCUGAUUAUGGAGUCGACUUCAGUGAUAUUAAUGAUAUUAUCGAAUACUUAGACUACUUCGGAGAAAUUGAAAAGGACUAUAAAUGUUCUGGAAUGUGUACCAUCAAGAAUAAAUACUACUUCUCAGACAUCAACAUAGGAGCUCCAGAGAAGACAUGCUUCGAUGUGAUCAAGGACGACCUCAUUCUUGGAGAUGUCAGAAAUUAUGGAAUCGGUUAUACAGUUUCAGGCUCGAUACUCUUCAUAAUCUUUUUCAUCCAAUACGGACUCUGCUGCAGGAAGAACAUGAACGCCAGGCAAGGACAGACGAAGCAGUUCUAGAAUGCUUCGAUAAUAUUGGCUUGAUAUUUAAGUUAUCAAUUAAAUCUUAGUU
Molecule: messenger RNA, 954 nt
Organism: Moneuplotes crassus
Lineage: Eukaryota; Ciliophora; Spirotrichea; Euplotida; Euplotidae
Source: the annotation of a GenBank genome assembly